Molecule: messenger RNA, 642 nt
Organism: Andrographis paniculata
Lineage: Eukaryota; Viridiplantae; Streptophyta; Magnoliopsida; Lamiales; Acanthaceae
Product: heavy metal-associated isoprenylated plant protein 31
Exons: 3
Coding region: 95-514 (139 amino acids)
Molecular function (GO): metal ion binding
Source: RefSeq, a predicted model, not a curated record
AAAAGCUCUCUCUUCUUCUUCUUCUUCAUAUUUUGGCCUCAAAGAAGCAAGAAAAAAAUAAAGAAAAGAGCUGUAGAUCAAUUCUUGCUACACCAUGUCUGCAAUGGUUGAAGUUAGAGUUCCCAAUCUGGACUGCGAAGGCUGCGCUUCAAAGCUACGGAAAGCCAUACUCAAACUCAAAGGUGUGGAUGAAGUGGAGGUGGACAUGGAGAUUCAGAAGAUAACAGUAAGAGGUUAUUCGGUGGAAUUAAGGAAAGUUCUGAAGGCGAUUAAGCGCAGCGGCAAGGCGGCGGAGGCGUGGCCUUAUCCGGGAGGACAUACGCAUUUCUCGUAUUUCUACAAGUAUCCGUACAACGUCGUAUCUCAUUAUUACGAAUCUUCUAGAAACGUCGCCGCCCCUAACGUCCACACGUUCUUCCACACGCCGGCGAUUUACUCCGUCGCCGUCGCCGCCGACGAGACCGUCGCCGGACUUUUUAGCGACGAAAACCCUCACGCCUGUGCAGUCAUGUGAUCGCCGUUAGUUAAUUUUUUUUUUGUUUAUUUAUUUUUGCCUCUUUUUGUUCUUAUUUUUUUUUGAGGGGUUUGUUACUCUAUUUGACCGUUUGUAUUAACAUAUUGAGUUUUGCUUUGUAUUUUUAA